AUGCAAGCUGGUAUUAGAGCAAAUAUUAAAUAUUUAAAAGAACUAUUUUUGAAAAAAAAUGAAGAAAUAAUGAAAGAGACAAAAUUAAAAUCAAAACAACAAACAAUCAUAACAACAGCUGCUAGUAAUUCCACUCCACCAUCAUUAUCAUCGUUUAUAAAAAUAGCACCAGUUUCAACUAAUUCAGUUCCUCAAUUACCACCACCACCAAUGGCAAUACAUGAACAAAAAGAUUUUAUAUUAAAAUUAAUUAAACAGUGGUGUUUAGAUAAUAAAGAAUGA
This is a messenger RNA of Didymodactylos carnosus, 282 nucleotides long. NCBI's taxonomy places the organism in Eukaryota, Metazoa, Rotifera, Eurotatoria, Philodinida, Philodinidae. The record is from the annotation of a GenBank genome assembly.